This is a messenger RNA of Truncatella angustata, 1200 nucleotides long. Its product is annotated as beta-lactamase family protein. The transcript is spliced from 3 exons. Lineage: Eukaryota; Fungi; Ascomycota; Sordariomycetes; Amphisphaeriales; Sporocadaceae. Bases 1 to 1200 code for a protein of 399 amino acids. The record is from RefSeq and is a predicted model, not a curated record.
AUGGAAGGUGUUGAAAAAGCCAUAAACGAGGCCGUCAAGAAUGACACCAUUCUAGGCGCCGUCGUCCUCGCGAGGGACAAGACCGGAAAACUCAACUACUCCCGAGCCUUCGGCAGCCGCCAGGUAUCACCAGAGCCAGAGCCCAUGACGCUGGACACCGUCUUCUCGAUAGCCUCCAUGACCAAGCUCAUGACGAGCAUUGCGGCGCUGCAGCUCGUGGAGCGCGGCCUGGUCAAGCUCGACGACGACGUCGCCUCGCUCCUCCCGGUCCUGGCCCGGCAGGAGGUCCUGACGGGCUUCUCGCCAGACGGCGUCCCCGCCACGGAGAAGCGGAGGGGCCCCAUCACGCUGCGGCACCUGCUGACCCACAGCUCAGGCGUCGGAUACGACUUCCUGCAGCCGGAGAUCAACAGAUACAAGGAGCACCACAAGCUCUCCCUCGCGCCGGGCAGGACGAUCAAAGAGCGCUUUGGCAACCCCCUCGUGAACCAGCCGGGCGAGGGGUGGGCGUACGGCGGGAGUCUGGACUGGGUGGGCAAGCUGGUCGAGAAGCUCGGCGGCCUCACGCUGGAGGACUACAUGAAGAGGCAUAUCUGGGAACCCCUCGGUCUGAAGGACAUCACGUUCUGGCCCGGCGCGCGCCCGGGCGAAUUCCGAGCCCGCCAGGCCGCGAUGAGCAUCAGGGACGCCGAGACCGGCAAGGCCGUGCAGUCGCGGAAGCCGAUCAACAUAAGCGAGGGCCUCGUCGAGGCGGCGGGAGGGCAGGGCGCGUUCGCGACCAUGAGGGACUACAUGGAGAUUGUGCACUCGCUCUUGGUGGACGAUGAGCGCUUGCUCAAGAGGCAGACGACGGACAUUAUGUUUAAACCGCAAUUACCGUCCUUCCCGGCCGCAAAAGCGGCGCUGCUAGAGGACUUCAAGCAUCCGGAUUGGGCUGUAGGAAGCUUCCCAGACACGGGGGAGUAUGAUUGGGGUCUAGGUGGCAUAUUGAUUGACGGCGACAAGCAUCCGCACCGAAGGAACGGGGCGAUGCUAUGGAGCGGAGCGCCUAAUCUAGUCUGGUUCAUCGACCGUGCCGCUGGUCUAUGCGGUGUGUUUGGAGUCCAGGUGCUGCCUCCGGCUGAUCCGCAAGUUACGAAACUAGUUGAGGUUUUUGAGCAAGGAGUAUAUAGUCACAGUAGUGUCAAGACAAAGCUCUAG